Messenger RNA from Penicillium brevicompactum, 1518 nucleotides. RefSeq lists its product as uncharacterized. Bases 1 to 1518 code for a protein of 505 amino acids. NCBI's taxonomy places the organism in Eukaryota, Fungi, Ascomycota, Eurotiomycetes, Eurotiales, Aspergillaceae. The record is from RefSeq and is a predicted model, not a curated record. The transcript has 3 exons.
AUGCCUGGCGGCGACGAUAAGCUCGGCAACGAGAAUUUCACGGUUGAGAUCGCGAGGAAGCGCGUUGGCAAGCAAUACUUGGCCAUAUCUCAUGUUUGGUCCGAUGGGUUGGGCAACGUGGAGGGUAACAGUCUCCCAAAUUGCCAAUUAAAGCUCCUUUAUGAGCAGGCAAGGUGUGUCCUCUCAGGUGGUGAAUAUGUCCCUCGCUAUGAGGACGGCCCAUUUGGUCCCCUACACACUGGCGCCGCUCGACUUGCCCAUUUCGCGGGCAACCAAGUACUGCGCAAAGACGAUUCAGUACUAUUGUGGAUUGAUACCUUGUGCAUACCGCAUCAGCCUGAUGUUCGGAGCAUGGUGAUUCAGCGCAUUCCUUACCGGACGAUGAUUCUUGAUUCAGAGAUGAGGCAAGUGAGCGCCAGCUCUACAAGUCGCCUGGAACUUCUCCUGAGAGUGCUCUACUGCUCGGGCUGGAUGCGCCGGUUAUGGACACUUCAAGAAGGACUAGCUGCUAAGAGCCGGCUGUACGUGCUGUUCUCUGACAAAGCAGUCAAUAUUUCCACUAUUGCCGACGAGCUCCUGACCAAGCUUGACCGAGGAAAACUGCCCAUCACACAGGAGAGAAUUACCACCUUCGCCAUUUGUGUUUGGUUCUCCUAUUUUCAACACACUAUUGAAUACGCAUCCAAAUUCGAGCGUUUCGUCGACUUUGUUGCUAGCCCCUUCGAGAAACGUGACCUUACCAAAGAUCGACUAAUUGCAUCGAAUUGGUUUCACGUAGCCACUCGAGCCACCAGCAAGACAGGCGAUCGUCCAAUCAUACUAGCAGGCAUCCUCAAUCUCGACUUGAAGGAGAUUCUCGCAGUCAAAGGUUCCGAUGAACGAAUGCGGAGGUUCUACAGCCAGCUUGACGGUUUCCCCCAAGACGUGCUAUUCCAGCCCGGGCCACGGUUCGAAGAAGAUGGAAUGCGCUGGGCGAUGAGAGUCUGUCAAUACGACGAAGACCUCGGCUAUCUCUCAAGUGGAGCCGGAAACAUUACACCCCGAGGACUCCAGAUCACACUAUUUUCGUCGUGGUUGAUCCCAUCCCGUAUAAUGUUCGACCUCGGCCUGUUUAACCUCGACCAAGGGCAACUGGCCUGGGAGCGGUGGCUUGAAGAGCACAGCCUUGAAGAAUCAAGCAGCCUGCCUACUGCCUGUCUGCUCGAGACCAACGGCCCCCUUACUUUCGAGCCAAAUGCGACAUACGGGAUUAUUCUGCGCGAGUCCAAAGUUUUUCAGCAUGGUUCCAAGGUAACAUGUGCAGUGGUGUUACUACGCACGACGGAGGAUGGAGUCCACUAUGCACAAUAUACCUGCCGGGGGACAAUCACAUCAAUCGCCAGCGCUAACUUUGGAGAUUUGCCAGAGGAAGGCUAUUUGGUGCCAGUCACCUGGACUGGCCAACAAAACCGUGAAUGGAAAAGCGACGUACAGGCUUUAGCACGUCGUGCUGUGUGUGUCGAAACGAAGGAAGUCUAG